AUGAGGCUGUUACGGAUACAACUCACUAGCUGUGACCAACGCUCAUAUUUGCUGUCACUAGCUUUGCGACACAAUUCACGCUCUUCUCUUUAUUGUCACCACCGAGCCCGAGCGGGCGUCCUUGGAUCGACGAAGCUUUUGGGAAACGAUGUACUCGCUACCCAAUCAUCGAGUCCUUGUCGCACAGCACUCGCAAGUAAUCGCGACCAGGAUGGCUACCUAUCCACUGCCGUUGUCGCAUCCCAUCCGUUUGGCUUUGCUUUUUCUUCCUCCGCCAGGUAUCCGCAUGUUCCUGAUGGUCUACAUUGUAGGUAUCCGUCCUUCGUACCAUUCUGCAAGUAA
Messenger RNA from Colletotrichum orchidophilum, 342 nucleotides. RefSeq lists its product as uncharacterized. The record is from RefSeq and is a predicted model, not a curated record. The transcript has a single exon. NCBI's taxonomy places the organism in Eukaryota, Fungi, Ascomycota, Sordariomycetes, Glomerellales, Glomerellaceae. The coding region runs from base 1 to 342 and encodes 113 amino acids.